Python bivittatus (Burmese python) is the source of this 3680-nucleotide messenger RNA. The record is from RefSeq and is a predicted model, not a curated record. NCBI's taxonomy places the organism in Eukaryota, Metazoa, Chordata, Lepidosauria, Squamata, Pythonidae.
UCCCCUCCCCUCCCCUCCCCUCAGCUCACUCUCCUCUCCCUGCGGCAGGCCUGGAUUGGAGAUAUCCGAGGCAGUGGCCCAGUUGCUUCAGGGAACCACAUCAAGGCCAACUGCCGCUGGAUUGCAUUCAACACAGACUUGGCAGGCGUGCUUGGCGCUGUGCCUCUGGAGACCCCAGAGGGGAUCAAGAGGGUUGUAUCUCAUCUGCGUUGCCAUUCAGAUGUGGUAACGGACUUCGACUUCUCUCCCUUUGACCAGCAACUCCUGGCCACCGGUUCCGCAGAUGAAGUUGUGAAGGUGUGGCGUCUCCGUGAGUCUGGCCAGGACCUCUCGUCUUCCCCCCACGUGACGCUGGGAUCAGAGGGGAGCCAGGUGGAGGUGCUUCUCUUCCACCCCACAGCAGAUGGCCUCCUGGCCAGCGCAGCUGGGAGGACAGUGAAGAUUUGGGAUGUGGAGCAGCGACAGAACCUUACUGAGCUGGAGCCUCACCAGAACCAGGUGCAGAGUUUGGCCUGGAAGCCAGAUGGAUCGCUCCUGGGCACUUCUUGCAAGGAUAAAAAGCUGCGCAUCUUUGAUCCACGGGCCAAGCCAGUAGCCUGCCAGACUGUCCUGGCACAUGCGAGCGGCAGGGAGGCCCAGGUGCUGUGGGUGAACGCCGAAGGCUGCUUCCUCUCUGUGGGCUCCAACCAGAUGACGGAACGGGAAGUCUGGCUUUGGGACAUGCGCCAACCGAGUGGCACGCUGGCUUCCAUCACUCUGGGUGCAUCCCCCAGGGCUCUGAUCCCACUCUUUGAUCCCAGCACCGCCCUUCUUGUCUUGGCAGGGAAGGGAGAGGAGGCGCUUUUCUGUUACGAGGUCCAGCCUGCCCGGCUGGCAGUGACAGAAGUCAACCAGUGUCUGCUGGAGACCCGGACCCAAGGAAUGGCCCAGCUCCCCAAGCUGGCCCUGGACGUGACGGCCUGCGAAGUGAUGAAGGUGCUGCAGCUGAGCGACUCUGCCAUUGUUCCCAUUGGCUACUCGGUGCUCCGGAAGUCUACACAGGAGUUCCACGAAGACUUGUUUUCAGACUGUCCUGGAAACGUCCCGGCAACAUCUGCUCGGGCCUGGUGGGCUGGAGACAACACGCAGGUGGAGAGGGUGAGUCUUCAUCCUGCCCGCCGGCCCAGCCUGGCCUUCAUCUCUGCCUGCCUUCCUCGCUUUCACCAAGACAGCCAAGACCCCCCCUCCUCCCACACGGAGGGGGGGGAUCAAGCCGAGGACCUGGACAUAAGCGUGGGCAGCAGCCUGCCGUCUCCUGCCAGCUCUCUGACGUCUCCCUCCAGCGCUGCUCUAUCCCUCUCUGUCACCAGUGGCUUUUCCUCCAGCCCGAGCCAGCGGUCCCUGCAGAACCUUCUGGGCCCAAGUUCUGCCUUCCGGCACAUUGAGGGCAUCAUCUUGCCCCGCAGCACCCACAUUACCAACCUGCGAGGCUUGAGCCUCACCACGCCAGGGGAGUGUGAUGGCUUUUGUGCCAACCGGCAUCGCAUCGCCAUCCCGCUGCUUUCUGCAGGUGGACAGGUGGCCAUCUUGGAGCUCUCCAAGCCGGGCCGACUCCCCGACACCCCCAUGCCAGCCAUCCAGAAUGGGGCGCCCGUCUCAGAUCUCUGCUGGGACCCCUUUGAUGAGCAACGCCUGGCCAUUGCUGGAGAAGACAUCAAGAUUCGCCUGUGGCGGGUUGAGCCAGCUGGGCUGCAGAAGAAGCCGUUGGAGCCGGAAGUUGUCUUGAGAGGUCACACAGAGAAGAUCUACUCCAUUAAGUUCCACCCUCUGGCCUCGGAUGUCCUCGCCUCCUCCUCCUACGACAAGAGUGUCCGGAUCUGGGACGCGCGUACGGGAAGGCAGGAGCUCAGCCUCCACGGCCACACGGACCAGAUCUUCAGCCUGGCCUGGAGCCCCGAUGGACGCUGCCUGGCCACCGCCAGCAAGGAUGGCAAAGUGCGAGUUUAUGAACCUCGGCAGGCUGCUCAGCCCUUGCAGGAAGGCCCAGGGCCCAAGGGAGGCCGAGGAGCCCGCAUCACCUGGGUCUGUGGAGGCAAAUACUUGCUGGCAUCUGGCUUUGACAGCCGCAGCGAACGCCAGCUCUCCCUGCACCAGGCGGAGGCCCUGGCAGCUGGGCCGCUGGCCACAAUCAGCCUGGACGUCUCUCCCGCCACCCUCAUUCCCUUCUAUGACGUGGACACCAGCGUGGCCUUCUUCACGGGCAAGGGAGACACGAGGGUCUUCGUCUACGAGAUUGUCCCGGAGGCCCCGUUCUUCCUGGAGUGCAACAGCUUUCUGUCCAGUGACCCCCACAAGGGCUUUCACUUCCUGCCCAAGACGGAGUGCAACGUGCGAGACGUCGAGAUUGCCCGGGCCCUGCGCCUCCGGCAGACCUCCAUAGAGCCUGUGGCCUUCCGGGUGCCCAGGGUCAAGAAAGAAUUCUUCCAGGAUGACCUUUUCCCGGCCACGCAGGUGUGGUGGGAACCUGCCCUGCCCGCCACAGCCUGGCUGAAGGGCGCCAACCAGCAGCACCCCACGCUCAGCCUGCAGCCUAAGGAUAUGGCCCCAGUGAGCCAAGCACCCAAGGAGGCCCCCAGCCGGAAAUACGUGCCAUCCUCUGCCUACCUGGAAGAGAAGUCGGAUGAACAGAAGAAAGAGGAGCUGCUCAACGCCAUGGUGGCCAAGCUGGGGAACCGAGAUGACCCCCUCCCGCAGGACUCCUUCGAGGGCGUCGAUGAGGAGGAGUGGGACUAGCUGCAGACACCAGAACAGGCCGACACUGCCUCUCCGCCGGAGCGCCCCGGGCUGCAGGCUGCUUCCUGGGGCCUGGUGGGGAUUGGCAUCUCCCCCCCGCUGUCCCUGCUCUGCUGCCACCUGGGGCGGGGGCCACCUUGGACCACCUGCUUCCUGAGGGGAGCUGAUCUGGCAACAGCUUCUCCCCAGCCCGGGGGCCCUUGGAGGCGGCCUUGGGGGCGCUUCAAGACUGCCCUCGUCGGCCCAGUCUGGGCCCGGCAAGAGCCUUGCCGUUCAGUUCUCCGGCUGUGCCGGGCGGGCCAGUUCUCCGGGAGGCAUUCCACGGAUGGCAAGUUGCAAGCGUCCUGUUAAGAGGCGCCUUGGGCGUAGAGAAAAAUGGUCCGGACGGCUCGUUCCCUGCCCAGCCUGUGCUCCAAGCAACUUCCGGGCCUGGCGUCAGUUGGCCCUUGCUCUGAUUCCGCAGCCGACUGUCCUGCUGGGUGCAGCUGUCCCACGAAAGACCCCUUCCUCCCGUCCCAGUCUCCCGUGCUUUGAUUCAAACACAGCCCGCUUCCGGAGGAGUCCUCCUCUUGCGUGGCUCCCCAGAUGGAGCACCGCCCCAGCCGAAUGGAUGCUGCCCCGUUCCUUUUUUUUACAGUAGCUUUAUUCACUUUUUGAGCAAGAAAGAUGAAGACUAACAGAAACCAAUAUUUAAGGUGAGGGAAAAAGAAAAAGGAAAGAAAGAAGAAAGCCAAAAGUGCAGGGGAAAAAAGAGGGAAAAUAUAAAGAAAUUGCUUCUGAUUUUCUUUUACCAGAGUUAUAAGUAGAAAAUUAAACUGAACUCUUACCCUAUGGUUACAACAUAGCUUUCAUUUUUUCUGUCAUCUACUAUUUUUCCUAAUCAUCAAAUCCAUAUAUCAUAAGUUCAU